AUGUCUUUCGGAGGCCAGACUCCCACCAUUAUCGUCCUCAAGGAGGGCACCGACACUUCCCAGGGCAAGGGACAGGUCGUCUCCAACAUCAAUGCCUGUCUCGCAGUCCAGGCCACGAUAAAGUCGACCCUCGGUCCUUACGGCGGUGAUCUGCUCAUGGUCGAUGAGAAUGGCAAGCAGACCAUUACCAACGAUGGCGCCACUGUCAUGAAGCUCCUCGAUAUUGUUCACCCCGCCGCCCGCAUCCUCGUCGACAUUGCACGAUCGCAAGACGCCGAAGUUGGCGACGGUACGACCUCGGUCGUCGUCUUUGCCGGCGAGAUCCUUAAAGAGGUCAAGGAACACGUGGAACAGGGUGUCAGCUCACAGAUCAUCAUCAAGGGUCUGCGGAGAGCCUCUAAGCUGGCCGUCAACAAGAUCAAGGAGAUUGCUAUCGCCACCGACGAUACCAACCAGCGCGAUACCCUCAACAAGCUGGCCGGCACCGCCAUGACCAGCAAGCUCAUCAAGCGCAACACUGAGUUCUUCACAAAGAUGGUGGUCGACGCCGUCCUCUCUCUCGACCAAGACGAUCUGAACCACAAGUUGAUUGGCAUCAAGAAGAUUCCCGGCGGCUCACUCACCGAGUCUCGCUUCGUCAACGGUGUCGCCUUCAAAAAGACCUUCUCGUACGCCGGUUUCGAGCAGCAGCCCAAGGCUUUCAAGAAGCCCAAGAUUGUCUGCCUGAACGUUGAGCUGGAGCUCAAGGCCGAAAAGGACAAUGCCGAAGUCCGCGUUGAGCAGGUCUCCGACUACCAGGCUAUUGUCGACGCCGAAUGGCAAAUCAUCUACAAGAAGCUCGAGGCGAUUGCCGCCACCGGCGCCAAGGUUGUCCUCUCCAAACUUCCCAUUGGCGAUCUCGCCACCCAGUACUUUGCCGACCGCGACAUCUUCUGCGCUGGCCGUGUUACCUCUGAGGAUAUGGAGCGCGUCGUCCAGGCCACCGGUGCUGUCAUUCAGUCCACCUGCUCCGAUAUCCUGCACGAGCACCUCGGCACCUGCGGCAUCUUUGAGGAGCGCCAGAUUGGUGGCGAGCGAUUCAACUUUUUCGAGGAGUGCCCCGAGGCCAAGACCUGCACGCUGGUGCUGCGCGGUGGCGCUGAGCAGUUUAUCGCCGAGGUUGAGCGUUCGCUGCACGACGCCAUCAUGAUUGUCAAGCGUGCCAUCAAGAACCGCAUGGUGGUUGGCGGUGGCGGUGCCGUCGAGAUGGAGGUCUCUGCCUAUCUGCAUCAGUACGCCGACAAGAACAUCCAGCACAAGGAGCAGGCCAUCAUCAAGGCCUUUGCCAAGGCUCUCGAGGUGAUUCCCCGCCAGCUGUGCGACAAUGCUGGCUUCGACGCCACCGACAUCCUCAACAAGCUGCGCGUGGAGCACCGCAAGGGCGCAACAUGGGCCGGUGUUGAUUUCCAGAAUGAGGGCAUCACCGACAUGGUUGAGCGCUUCGUCUGGGAGCCUGCUCUGGUCAAGAUCAACGCCCUCCAGGCCGCCACCGAGGCCAGCUGCCUGAUCCUCGGCGUUGACGAGACCAUCAGAAACGAGGAGAGCGCGCAGCCACAGGCCCCCGGUCAGCUGCCUCCCGGUACGGCUCAGCGCGCUUUGAGAGGACGUGGACGCGGCAUGCCCCGCAGGUAA
Molecule: messenger RNA, 1671 nt
Organism: Akanthomyces muscarius
Lineage: Eukaryota; Fungi; Ascomycota; Sordariomycetes; Hypocreales; Cordycipitaceae
Exons: 4
Coding region: 1-1671 (556 amino acids)
Biological process (GO): protein folding
Cellular component (GO): chaperonin-containing T-complex
Molecular function (GO): ATP binding; ATP hydrolysis activity; ATP-dependent protein folding chaperone
Source: RefSeq, a predicted model, not a curated record